AUGCGUUGUGGACCCCUGUGCCAAUUCCUGUGGCUCUGGCCAUGUCUGUCCUGCAUUCUAGGUGUGCCCAUCCGAAAAGUCCAGGAUGACACCAAAACCCUCAUCAAGACCAUUGUCACCAGGAUCAAUGACAUUUCACAUACGCAGUCGGUCUCCUCCAAACAGAGAGUCACUGGUCUGGACUUCAUUCCUGGGCUUCACCCCCUCCUGAGUUUGUCCAAGAUGGACCAGACAUUGGCAGUCUACCAACAGAUCCUCACCAGUCUGCCUUCCAGAAAUGUGAUCCAAAUAUCUAAUGACCUGGAGAACCUUCGGGACCUUCUCCACCUGCUGGCCUCCUCCAAGAGCUGCCCCUUGCCUCUGGCCAGUGGCCUGGAUACCUUGGAGAGCUUGGGCGGUGUCCUAGAAGCCUCACUCUAUUCCACGGAGGUGGUGGCCCUGAGCAGGCUGCAGGGGUCUCUGCAGGACAUGCUGCAGCAGCUAGACCUCAGCCCCAGGUGCUGAGGCCUUGAAGGCUGCUCUUCCCCCAAGGACCUUGUUGAGCAAAGAAACCUUGGCUUCCAAGCAUCUUCAGGAGAAGAGAGCCUUGUGUGGACAUCCCUUUUCCAGGACUCUGUCCAUCUCUCACUCCUCUAAGCCACCCUUCCAAAGUCAUAAGACUUCAUGUUGCUUGAAACCAAAGAUAAAUACGCAUGAUUUCAUGCGCACCAGGAAGCGGGUGCUAUCCAGCAAACAGUGGAGCGUAUCUGUGAUUCUCACCAAAUUCUUUGGCCA
Messenger RNA from Tupaia belangeri chinensis (Chinese tree shrew), 774 nucleotides. It is a transcript of the gene LEP, whose product is annotated as leptin. Gene Ontology annotation, molecular function: peptide hormone receptor binding; hormone activity. Gene Ontology annotation, cellular component: extracellular region. The coding region runs from base 1 to 504 and encodes 167 amino acids. The record is from RefSeq and is a predicted model, not a curated record. Gene Ontology annotation, biological process: activation of protein kinase C activity; response to insulin; energy reserve metabolic process. NCBI's taxonomy places the organism in Eukaryota, Metazoa, Chordata, Mammalia, Scandentia, Tupaiidae. The transcript is spliced from 2 exons.